CUCUCCUUUAAAAUUUCCAUGUAUGAUGAAAUAGUCAUGCUAACAGUGGUGUCGGUGGCCUCCCAGCCUCCCAACUCCCCCCAGAAGACGGUGGGCGUCCCACUGAAUGUAGCGUUAGGACAGCAGAUCCUCACAGUGCAACAGUCAGCGCCCUCCUCCCCUGGGAAGGCUAUAGUCAACCACACAACUGCCCAGGCUGUGAAAUCAGCAGUGCAGACCAUUACUGUAGGAGGAGUGGGUACAUCUCAAUUUAAGACAAUUAUUCCCUUGGCAACUGCACCCAAUGUUCAGCAGAUUCAGGUACCUGGAAGCAAGUUCCAUUAUGUCAGACUCGUUACUGCCACAACAGCCAAUAGUUCAACCCAAUCGGCCAGUCAAAAUCCCAGUACGAAUACACAGCCUCUUCAACAGGCGAAGCCAGUGGUGGUGAACGCGACCCCAGUGCGGAUGUCUGUUCCCAUAGUGCCAGCACAGACUGUGAAACAGGUGGUGCCCAAACCAAUCAACCCAACUUCCCAGAUAGUUACUACUAGUCAGCCCCAGCAAAGACUUAUUAUGCCAGCCACUCCACUGCCACAGAUACAGCCCAACCUCACCAACCUCCCACCAGGAACUGUACUGGCACCAGCACCUGGCACAGGAAAUGUCGGGUAUGCAGUCCUUCCAGCUCAGUAUGUCACACAGCUACAGCAAUCAUCAUAUGUAUCUAUAGCAAGCAACACUGGCUUUACAGGGACAUCUAGUAUCCAGUCCCAAGCACGGCUGCCAUUCAACGGAAUAAUUCCUUCUGAAUCUGCAAACCGCCCCAGGAAGCCUUGCAAUUGUACUAAGUCUCUAUGUUUGAAAUUGUAUUGUGAUUGUUUUGCAAAUGGUGAAUUCUGCAAUAACUGCAACUGUACAAAUUGUUAUAACAACCUGGACCAUGAAAACGAUAGGCAAAAAGCAAUAAAGGCCUGCCUUGACAGAAACCCUGAAGCCUUCAAGCCCAAAAUAGGGAAAGGAAAGGAAGGAGAAUCAGAUCGGAGACACAGCAAAGGGUGUAACUGUAAACGCUCGGGAUGUCUCAAAAACUACUGUGAAUGUUAUGAGGCAAAAAUCAUGUGUUCUUCCAUAUGCAAAUGCAUUGGCUGUAAAAAUUUUGAAGAAAGCCCAGAGCGAAAGACAUUGAUGCAUUUAGCAGAUGCUGCAGAAGUUAGAGUCCAGCAGCAGACCGCUGCAAAGACCAAGUUAUCUUCCCAGAUCUCAGAUCUGCUGACAAGGCCAACACCAGCACUCAGCAGUGGUGGUGGGAAGCUGCCCUUUACAUUUGUAACCAAGGAGGUAGCUGAUGCAACCUGCGAAUGCCUUCUCGCACAGGCAGAGCAAGCGGAGAAGAUGGGCAAGUCAAAAGCUGCAGCAGAGCGCAUGAUCCUGGAGGAGUUCGGACGCUGUUUGAUGAGAGUUAUUAACUCUGCAGGGAAGUCCAAAAGUGACCCUUGUGCCAUGAACUGCUGACUCAUGCACAUGAGCCACAAUGAAGCGGACUGAACAGAACACUUAAGGCACAGGGACACUUUUGUUUGGCAUAGAGGAUUUAAUAUUUGUUAAUUUGGUGCUUGUUGUAAAUUGACCUGCAUAAGAUUGAAACAAGAAAAUCUUUUGUAACGAGA
Messenger RNA from Fulmarus glacialis (Northern fulmar), 1649 nucleotides. RefSeq names its product protein lin-54 homolog. The record is from RefSeq and is a predicted model, not a curated record. Gene Ontology annotation, biological process: regulation of DNA-templated transcription. NCBI's taxonomy places the organism in Eukaryota, Metazoa, Chordata, Aves, Procellariiformes, Procellariidae. The annotation marks the transcript as partial. Gene Ontology annotation, cellular component: nucleus. The transcript is spliced from 11 exons.